AUGGUCGGUGGGGGACAGACUGUGAAAAUAGGGAGUCGGGGGCCUUGGAUCACGUCGUUAGUGGCUCCGAGAGCUGCUGGCCCCCCGGGCCCGUGGCGCUCUUCCCUCGGUGUUUGGAAAGGACCCCGGCUGACCGGCCCGUGUCUGGCUCUGCAGCACAAGAGGAAGCGCCGCUCCACGCCUCUGGCUUCUCCCUCGCCGCCCCCGCCGGAGCCGGAGCCGGAGCCGGAGGCCGAGGGGCUGUCCCUGCAGACGGUGAUGGCCGCCCUGCAGGCCGUGGAGCAGAGGAUGGAGGCCCAGGCCGCCCAGCUGCAGAGCCUGGAGAGACGCAUGGAGACGGCCGAGAAGAAGCUGGCCGACUUCGAGAAGACGACCCUGGAGUUCGGGAACCAGCUGGAGGGCAAGUGGGCCGUGCUGGGGACGCUGCUGCAGGAAUACGGGCUGCUGCAGAGACGGCUGGAGAACAUGGAGAACCUGCUGCGCAGCAGGAACUUCUGGGUCCUGCGGCUGCCCCCGGGCGGCGCGGGCGAGGCCCCCAAGGUGUCCCGGUCCCUGGAGAGCGACGGGGUCUGCAUCUCGGAGCAGGAGUGGGAGAACCUGGAGGACUGGCAGAAGGAGCUGUACCGGAACGUCAUGAUGAGUAACUACGAGACGCUGGUCUCCCUGAAGGUCCUCGGCCAGCCGGAAGGAGAAGCCGAGUUGGGUACGGAGAUGCUGGGAGACCUGGAGGAGGAGGGCCUUGGUGGUGUCCACCCAGCAGAAGGGGUUGUAAUCAAGCAGGAGAUCGAGUACCCGCCCGAGCGCUCUGAGGACCUUCCCGGGGAGCUCCCGGGCCCCGCCGAGGAGCAGACUUUCCUGAGCCCGGAGCAGACCGAGCUCUGGGCCACGCAGGGCGGGCCCGGCCUCUUGGAAUCCGAGCCCAGGGACGCUAGUCUAGAGGAGCCUGUUGAGGGCGGCAGAGACCCCAGCGGUGACAGAAGCCUCGGCUGCCCCCCGAAGCAGAAAUCCAUCAGGCCCGCGCCGCUGGGCCCGGAAUGCGGGCCGGGCCUGAAGCUGAGCAGGGAAGCUUUCGGCCCCUACGACUGCCCCGAGUGUGAGCUCAGCUACCGCUGUGAGCAGCAGCUGGCCACCUACCUGCGGACCCACGCGGCGUGGGAGCCUUCCACCGCCCCGGAGCCCGAGGAGAGCCUCCGGCCCAGGCCGCUGCUGAAGCCGCCACCCAAGAAGACGAAGCAGCACCAGUGCGACGUGUGCGCGCGGAGCUUCAGCAGCAAGGCCAACCUGGCCAACCACCAGCGCAGCCACGCCCAGGAGGGGCCCAGCGGCGGCCCGCGCGUCCAGGAGAGGUUCUCGCCCAACAGCCUGGUGGCCCUGCCCGGCCACAUCCCCUGGAGGAAGAGCCGGAGCUCCCUCAUCUGCGGUUACUGCGGCAAGAGCUUCAUGCACCCGUCGGACCUGGUGCGCCACCAGCGCAUCCACACGGGCGAGCGGCCCUACACCUGCCCCGAGUGCGAGCGGAGCUUCGUCCAGAAGCAGCACCUCCUGCAGCACCAGAAGAUCCACCAGCGGGAGCGCGGCGCGCUGGCCCUGGAGCAGGGGAGGCCCAACGGCCUGCUGUAG
Messenger RNA from Miniopterus natalensis, 1620 nucleotides. The record is from RefSeq and is a predicted model, not a curated record. Lineage: Eukaryota; Metazoa; Chordata; Mammalia; Chiroptera; Miniopteridae.